CAUCACAACAGAAAACCACGCAACAGAAAAACAUCAUCAAUCAUGUCGGACGAGGAACACCACUUCGAUUCAGUUGCCGAUGCCGGAGCCUCCAAAACCUACCCUCAGCAGGCCGGUACCAUCCGCAAAAACGGUUACAUCGUCAUCAAGGGCAGACCUUACAAGGUUGUUGAAGUUUCUAUUUCAAAAACAGGAAAGCAUGGACAUGCAAAGUGUCACUUUGUUGCAAUUGAUAUCUUCAACGGCAAAAAGCUUGAAGAUAUUGUUCCUUCAUCUCACAAUUGUGAUGUUCCUCAUGUGAAUCGUACUGAUUAUCAGCUGAUUGAUAUCUCUGAAGAUGGUUUUGUGAGUCUGUUGACUGAUAACGGAAGUACCAAGGAUGAUCUGAAACUUCCCACUGAUGAUAGUCUGCUUACUCAGAUUAAAGAUGGAUUUGCUGAAGGAAAAGAUCUUGUGGUUUCUGUCAUGUCUGCAAUGGGAGAAGAACAUAUAUGUGCCCUGGAGGACAUUGGUCCUAAAAAUUAA
Trifolium pratense (red clover) is the source of this 525-nucleotide messenger RNA. Its product is annotated as eukaryotic translation initiation factor 5A-2-like. Gene Ontology annotation, molecular function: translation elongation factor activity; ribosome binding; RNA binding. The coding region runs from base 43 to 525 and encodes 160 amino acids. NCBI's taxonomy places the organism in Eukaryota, Viridiplantae, Streptophyta, Magnoliopsida, Fabales, Fabaceae. The transcript has a single exon. Gene Ontology annotation, biological process: positive regulation of translational termination; positive regulation of translational elongation. The record is from RefSeq and is a predicted model, not a curated record.